AUGGCUCCCUCGCGCACUGGCUGUGCCACUCUGAAGACUGUCAUGAUUUGCUUCAACACCAUUAUCCUUGUUGUCGGCUGCACCAUGGUGGGACUGGGCCUGUGGAUUAAACUGGGAAGCGCCUCCUUCGUCAGGGUCUUGGGCGCCACCUCGGUGUACUUUGCCCACGUCGGGUACUUCUGCAUCGUGGCGGGCAGCAUGGUGGUCGUGCUGGGGUUCAUGGGCUGCUGGGGCGCGGUGAAAGAGAACAGAUGCCUCCUGCUGACGUACUUCUUAAUAAUGCUGAUCAUCUUCAUCGCUGAAAUCGCAGCAGCUGUCGUCGUAUUCGCUUUCACGUCCUUCGCUCGCAGUAUCGUCCUAGACAAAUCGCUGGCUGCCUUGAAGAAGAAAUACAGCGGCUACAAACACGAUGAUAUUGUGUCCUAUGGAUGGAAUGCAUUCAUGCUGAAGCUGAACUGCUGCGGGGUUCAUAACUACACAGACUUUUCCGGCUCUGCCUUUCAAAUACGGACCAACCUGACUUAUCCCAAAAGCUGCUGCAAAGAUCCAACGAGCGCCGCAUGCAACGGACGCAACGUCAGCAGCGUGGUCAUCAACCAGGAGGUCGCGGCCCAGUUUGGGGGUCAAAAAGGAAACUGUGGGAAUAGUGCUGUUAAAAACCUAGCCUGUGUCUGUUGGAGUCGGAGGGAGCAAGGGAGCACGUGGGGGAGUGAUCAGCACCCUGAUCUUGCAGCAAACGCUGCCUGGACGUCUACCUGCACCCACAGGGAUCUCAUGGCAGGAUCGGUGCCUAUGUGCUCUAAAUUCAAAACCAGAAAGCACCUUGUACACCCCUUAAGUGAAGGCUGUGGGGGCUAG
Messenger RNA from Emys orbicularis (European pond turtle), 858 nucleotides. RefSeq names its product tetraspanin-16-like. Bases 1 to 858 code for a protein of 285 amino acids. Lineage: Eukaryota; Metazoa; Chordata; Testudines; Emydidae. Gene Ontology annotation, cellular component: plasma membrane. The transcript is spliced from 5 exons. The record is from RefSeq and is a predicted model, not a curated record.